UGCCAUAGGUGUGAUGGCUUUUCAUUUUAGGGCAUCUCACCUCUACAUCACACUGGAGGUAUUAACCUCUUUGUUUGCAGAGAAGGGGGGGCAGCCAGGGACAUCUAACAGGUGGGGCGUGUGGCUUUGUGACUACCUACGUGUAAACAAGUUAGGCUAUCUUUAGAAUAAGAAGGGGGUUUGGGAGGCAGAGAAUAAUAGGAUUUGAAGGGUUGGAAGCUAAUGGGAAUAGAUGUGUGUCUGUUAUUUCCUAAACGUGGGAUCGCCCAGCUGAGCUAUGUGAACAGAUUGGAAAGGCUAAGUGACUUUACUAGAGCCAAUGGCUGUGAUGCUGUAAGCCAGACUGAACAGAAGGGGCUGAUUGUGUUUUCAGUUCCUCUGCUAGCUGUGACUCGGGACUGGGGAGUCUGCCUCCCUCCCUCUCCCCAAUGUCUCAGAAGACCAGGGACAGCGCAGGGUUGGAAGCUGUUCAGUGCGGUGGUGCUGAAAUCUAAGACCAAGCAGUGACACUCUUCACACGUCAGAGCCUACAAUCCGGAGACCUCUUGGAAUAUCCUCACUUCCAUGCUCUUCUGCUGGAUAUAAAGAUCUUGGCACAGCAUGUCUGAAAGCAUGCAUUCAACUCAUUAAACUGACCGUCAGUGUGAACCUGCACAACCUGUCCUGAGCAAACCAGGGUACAUUUACAGCUGUAUACUGAAGUGUGUGGUCUUGUAGGUAUUGCGUUUACACUGACGAAGUAAACUGAAGCAGCUUUCUUUUAGUCACAUUAUAAUAUAAUUUAAGGGCAGACCUUCAUCUCAUUCACAAAUUUAACUCUGCAGUAAAGUCACUGCAGCCUGCAACCAGUGUGCUGCACAAGUAUGGCUUUUAUGGUGAAAACUAUGGUGGGGGGACAACUGAAGAACCUCACAGGAGGUCUGGGGGGCAAAGAAGAGAAGGGGGAAGGAGAGAAAUCACCAGCUGAAGCCCAAGGAAUGACGAGGGAGGAAUAUGAAGAGUAUCAGAAGCAACUUCUAGAAGAGAAGAUGGAGCGUGAUGCUUUGUACACUCAACGCAAAGCAGAAAGAGCCACGCUACGGACUCACUUCAGGGAUAAAUACCGCCUACCCAAGAAUGACACUGAUGAUUCACAGAUCCAGUUAGCUGGUGGUGACGUGGAGCUUCCCAAGGAGUUGGCAAAAAUGAUUGAAGAGGAUAACGAAGAGGAGGAAGGAAAAUCAUCAGUCAUUGGACAACUAACCAACAUCCAGAAUAUUGACUUGGACUCAAUUAAAGGAAAAGCCCAGUCCACUUUGGAUGACCUGAAGCAGUCAGCUGAAAAGUGUACUGUCAUGUGACUUUUCUUAAAGCCCCAAACUAUCUCAGUUUGCUGACAGUCAGUGAGGUCAUUUGAACUUGCUGUCCAGCUCUGAGAUCUAGAUUGCACAACACUGGUUACAUAACAUAUGUUUUGGAGAUAAUAUGACUCUAACGUGUACACCCAGUUUCAACUCAAGUUUUACCAGCCAUCCUCUAGAUCACGUGGGAAAACUUAGUUCUUGAGCAUGUGAUCACCAGAUUUGAACAUUUAUAAUUCUCUGGAAAAAAAAGGUAGUUAUCUGAUCAUAUGUAGUAAGAGGUUAACAUUCCUGAUCUUUAAAACAUGAUCAGACAGUCUAUAUGGUAUCUGUGCAAAACUUGAAAGAUGAUCACAUGGAGCAUAAAACAUGUAUUGUGUUAUAUGUAUAAGUCUUUUCUUGUAUGGAGUUAACACUAAAGUUUAUCUAUUUUGUGGUGAGAUGACAAUUUUAUGUACAGCUUUUCUGGUGCACCAAUUUUUCAGUACCUGAACUAACCUUUGUUAAUGGCGUGCACACUGUAGAUAUACUCAUUAUCCCAAUUUCUAUUUUUCAAUUUUAGCUGAGCCAAAACAAAGAACCUAAAAUAUUUAAAAAUAAAGAAAUAUCUAGGUCCAGAUCUCAGGGCAGUGUUGAUGAUAGAUGCACAUCCUGUAUCUAGAGGAAGCAAUAAUUAGAAUAACAGAUAAUAUGAUGAUAAGCAGAGUUAGAUGGUAUUAUACAGCAUAUUUCAUGGAAAUAAUGUUAGGACCUUGUACCAUUUGAAAACAGCACACUUGCUGAAUCUUGCAACAGCAUGGACAUCCCUUUGCAGACCAUGUACCCUUAUACUGCACACUAAGGCAACAUAUUUAAUAUAUUGCAAAACACUAUCAUGUGGAAAGGGAUAACAGAAUAUGGACCCUAUGCUAUUUAACAGAGAGCACAUAUGACGAGACACGAUGACCCAGAGAUACUGUACCUUCCUGUGUGUCUCAGCACUGCGUAGUGUGCUUGGUCUGUAGUUGGAUGUCUGGUUUUAUUAGAACUGUGAGUUUUGUAGUGGUAGUUUCUACUAGUAAUCUCAUUUUUAACUUGUUAUUAAACAACUUUGGAAA
Messenger RNA from Pseudophryne corroboree (corroboree frog), 2437 nucleotides. RefSeq names its product complexin 3 (gene CPLX3). Lineage: Eukaryota; Metazoa; Chordata; Amphibia; Anura; Myobatrachidae. Gene Ontology annotation, molecular function: syntaxin binding. The record is from RefSeq and is a predicted model, not a curated record. Gene Ontology annotation, cellular component: SNARE complex; terminal bouton. The transcript has 3 exons. Gene Ontology annotation, biological process: neurotransmitter transport; regulation of neurotransmitter secretion; synaptic vesicle exocytosis. Bases 864 to 1340 code for a protein of 158 amino acids.